Messenger RNA from Hyalella azteca, 2581 nucleotides. Its product is annotated as zinc finger protein 335-like. The transcript is spliced from 4 exons. Gene Ontology annotation, cellular component: nucleus. Gene Ontology annotation, biological process: regulation of gene expression. The record is from RefSeq and is a predicted model, not a curated record. The coding region runs from base 121 to 1890 and encodes 589 amino acids. NCBI's taxonomy places the organism in Eukaryota, Metazoa, Arthropoda, Malacostraca, Amphipoda, Hyalellidae.
UGAUCUUGAAUUGCUUACAGAUACUCUUCCUGCUUGGUUUAAGUUGGUUAUUGCUGGAUAUCUUAUUGCUUCCAGUGCGUCCCAGCAAACCUCAUACUAAUAUACCCCCACAUUAAUCUCAUGGCAUACAGUUUAAAAGAGUGCAGAGUUGUUCUGCACCAGCUCUCUGAUGCUGCAGUCAGGAGUGGCUGGUGCCCUGAGCAGAGUCUCAUUCAAGCAGCAACUGACGUGUGCAAAGUCAAGCCUGAAGCAAUGGAGGGCAGCAGCUCAUCCCUACCCUCCAUCAUGACAGUUUACAUCAAAGAGGAGCCUGAAGAUGAGGGAGAGGACAUAACUGUGAAGGAUGAACCACUUUGCAGUGAAGAAUAUGAGCAAACUCCACUUCCCUCAUCUUGCAAGCCAUGCAAGAAAGAGGUUCAAGUUGAGGCUCACGAGGCCUGCACCAGCGCCUCACAGUACACUGCUGCAGUGCCUCAUAAGCAGGAUGUCUUGCCUUGCAAUGCCCAGAGCAACAUUGGACAGGAUGAGUGGAUGGCAGUUUCUCCUGAAAACAAGGAAAAAAAUAUUUCUGUUGCUGAGAAAAAUAUUUAUCCAGUGUCCAAUAGAGCAGCUUUAGUCCAGGAAGUUCUCUUUGAUCAGCCUGUGGCUGAGUUUAAGUCUUUUGAGUCAAACUUGUCCAACAAAGACAAUGGAAGGUUAGCAGAGGAAUUGCAUAAAGUUUCCUCAUUGACUGAUUCAUCCCAUUCUGAAGUUCCUUUUAAUGCCCUCCAGUUAAACAAGAAUGAUUUUGGAUCUGGAUUUAAAUGCAAGUUAUGCAACUAUGUAACAGCUAAGAAUCAAAUUCUCCAUAGGCACUUGUUUGCAAAACAUGGUUUGGGGGAAGGAUUCAAAUGCAAUUUAUGCGACUAUGUAACUGGCGAACAAAGACAAUUCAAAGUACAUAUGUUCUCUAAACAUGGUUUAGGGAAGAGAGUAAAAUGUGAUCUGUGUGACUAUGUUACUACUCGAAAAGACAAUUUCCAACGUCACCUGUUUGCAAAACAUGGUUUGGGGGAAGGAUUCAAAUGCAAUUUAUGCGACUAUGUAAUUGGUAGACAAACACAACUCAAAGUACACAUGUUUUCUAAACAUGGUGUAGGGAAGAGUGUUAAAUGUGAUCUGUGUGACUAUGUAACAGCUCGAAAAGAAAGUUUCCAACGUCACCUGUUUGCAAAACAUGGUUUGGGGGAAGGAUUAAAAUGCAAUAUAUGCGACUAUGUAACUGACAUACAAACACAACUCAAUGUACACAUGUUCUCCAAACAUGGUUUAGGGAAGAGUGUAAAAUGUGAUCUGUGUGACUAUGUUACUGCUCGAAAACAAAACUUAGAACGUCACCUGUUUGUAGAACAUGGUUUGGGGCAAGGAUAUAAAUGUGAUCUGUGUGACCAUGUUACUGCUCAAAUACAAAAUUUCCGAAAUCAUUUGUAUUCUAAACACGGUUUGGGGAAAGGAUUCAAAUGCAAGUUGUGUGAUUAUGCUGCUGGUAGUAAAGAUCGCCUCAGCAGGCACGUUUUUUCAAAGCAUGGUUUGGGAGGCUUGAAAUGCAAGCUAUGUGAUUAUUCUGCACGUGAUGAACCUCGUUUGAAUGAGCACUUGUUUUCUAAGCACGGGCUGGGUAAAGGAUUUCAAUGCAAGCUGUGUGAUUAUGUCAACUGUAGAAAAUAUGGCCUUGAUAGCCACAUGUUUUCUAAACAUGGUUUAGGGAAAGGAUUCCCAUGUGAGUUUUGUGAUUAUGUUGCUGGUAGGAAAUGUCAUCUGACAAAGCACCUGAAAUCAAAACAUGUUCUGGAUUAUGAAAAAUCUAAUAGUACAAGUAGUGCUACUAUGUCUGCUGACAACCCAACCUAAGCUUUGUUGAGGGGUUUGGUAAAAUUCAGUUUGUGUGUAAAGGUUGCAGCUGGUAAAUAUCAGAUGAAAUGUGUACUGAUUUAUAGCAGUUAUUUGGUUGAAGUAUUCCAUAUUGAGUUUUCAUGCCACAAUCAAAAUUUGAAUGAGACUUGCAAACUAUGCACCUUCCAUGGCAAGAAAUCAAGGUCUUGAUGCUCUGUAAUCUGGUCGGCCUUCUCAUUUUGUGCUGGAAUUUUUAAUUUUAAAUAGAAUCUUAUUUAGAUGAGAAAAUGUGAGUGAAGCAGAUCAAUUAUUCUGCUCUUAUAAUCGGUACGUAGUUCAAUACAUUGAAAUUUUCAAGAUUAUUUGAAAUCAAGUACAUGAUCAUUUUCAUUACUCAGUUGGGGGAAGGGCCUCUCCAGUAAUAAACUUCUUAGUGGCAACAAUAGUAGCGUCCACUUGUAGGCUACUUAUUUAAAGUUGCCAGAUUGAAAUAUCAUUUACCAGGUUGAAUUUAGUUGAGGUUUGUGAUAAUGAUUUCUUGAUGUAAAUUUUAGGAUUACAUAUUUAACUUUGCAUUUAAGUUACCCAAUCUUCAGCUAGAGAUAACACCUACUCCUGGAGUUGGAAGAUAAUAUGUCUAAGAUAUUGUACUGAUGAUAAAAUACAUGAGAUUUCAUCUCAUAAUAAUAUGCAUUCAAAAAUUACUUUU